AUGGCUGAUCAGAGCAACAUCCAGUCCUCCGCCUCCAAGAGUAUCCGGCCUUUUAAAUCCAGCGAGGAGUACCUGUACGCCAUGAAGGAGGACCUGGCUGAAUGGCUCAACACCCUGUAUGAUCUGGAUGUCACUGCGGACUCCUUCAUGGACGGACUCGGGACCGGCUGUGCCUUGUGUCGGCACGCCAACAACGUCAACCGAGCCGCGCAGGACUUCCAGCUGGAGUACCCGGAGGCUGCACAGCCCAUGAAGGUGCCAUCUAAAGAUGUAAUCUUCCAAUCACGUAAUGUUGUCGCCGGCUCGUUCGUGGCUCGGGAUAACGUGUCCAAUUUCAUCAGCUGGUGCAGGCAGGAGCUCUGGAUCAAGGACGUCCUCAUGUUCGAGACCAACGACCUGGUGGAGAGAUGCAACGAGAAGAAUUUUGUCCUGUGUCUCCUCGAGGUGGCGCGACGCGGGUCCAAGUUUGGCAUGUUGGCCCCCAUGUUGAUCCAGCUGGAGGAGGAGAUCGAGGAGGAGAUCCGGGACCAGGAGAGCCUGCGGGUCGAGGUAGGAGAGCCAGCUGAGCAGAGCCCGCCGAGCAGGUGCUUCAGUCGGAAGGAGAGCAGUCACAGUGUGGAGGAUGAAGAGGAUGAACCUGAUCCAGAGCCCUUCAUCUGGCCGCAGAAGAGGGUUUUAUGUGACAUGCGAAAUCUGGAUGAGUUGGUGCGUGAGAUUCUGGGCCGGUGUUCCUGUCCGGCUCAGUUCCCCAUGAUCAAGGUGUCGGAGGGGAAGUACAAAGUUGGAGACUCCAGUGCAUUGAUCUUCAUAAGGGUCCUUCGUACUCAUGUGAUGGUGCGUGUUGGAGGGGGCUGGGACACAUUAGAGCACUAUUUGGACAAGCAUGACCCGUGUCGCUGUGCUGCUUUUGCCCACCGCUACCACCAGGCCAAAGCCAGUGGCCAAGGUCAGGGGGCCCAUAGCAAGUCCUCGAGCGCCCACUCCUCCCGCUCCACCAGUCCAGGUCCACACUGGCGAAAUGAUGGCAUCGCACCUUACAAACCUGCUGACAGGCCGGGCCGCUCCCAGAACCCGUGUGUCCCCACUGAGCUGGACUCCGGUGCAGCGCGCAAUCUGCUCCCACGGCCGCCACGAGACCGCUCAGAACCCCGCCACUUUAAUCCUCUCAGGAAUAAGGACACAAAGUUGCCAGUGACAAGACGUCUGUCUGGAGACAGCGACUCCUCUACAGCCUCCUCUAAGGGAGGAGGAGGAGGAGGAGGAGGAGGUGGACGGUUCUCUCAAGGUGGUGCCUCACGACGCUCUGGUGAUGACGUGGUCCUGCUCGUCAAUCGCAAGGAGGGGAAGCAUGUGAUCGAGAGGCCUGGAGCUGGAGAUAAGGCCCCGUCCCUGCGUCCCUUACUGCCCCGUGCACGCAGCCAAUCUCGGGAACGUACUGGUCCGGCUCCGAUACUCAAACCGAACCCACCACAAGUAUCCGCUGAUGGAUCUCGCAGUUCCCGUACAGAGAGGGGACGCUCCCUUGGCAACGAGGGCGCACGGAGGCUCCAUGCUCCACGCUCACACAGCCAGAGUAAGUUAACUUCCCGUACUCGGUCCACUGAUCCCAGCCCCGGACCCACGUCGUGCUACAGAGACCCUCAGCCCCCACCUUCAGACAGACGAGAGGACCUUCGGGCCAAACAGUUGCCCCCCUCCUCUCCCAGAAUAGGUGGUGGGUUCACUAAGAGGCAGUCGUCCUCUUGCUCUAACUCUCCUAUGAAAGGGGUCCAGAACAACAACAGCAGCCCCAGCAAGAAGAUUAUAACUACUCCCAGACCUCCUGCCCCUCGCUCACCCUCCGUAGGAAAAGGCAGACUCCUGCCACCAGUCACCUCGGGAGGUCGACGUUCACCUCACUCAACUCCACGCAACUCUCACCAUCAUGCUGCCCGCUCCCCUCGGACGUCACAGGGCCCUCGCUCUGCUGGGCGAGGCCACCAUAGGAGCUGGUCUGGCCUGGAGCGCCAGCAGCCCGAGGAGGAAGGACCGGGCCUCGGCUUCCAGAUGCUGCCAAACCUAGACCCCCAGAAGGAGCAGGACCUGUAUCGCAGCUUUGAGGCUGAGUUUCUGGCCAAUACACAGCAGGCUAUAGGAGUUUCUUCUAGAGCCCCAGGAGUGACGGUGCAGGGCGCCGGGGCACAGUCAGUGUCAGCACCCCCUGAUCCUAAUGUCACUGACUCGGCCUAUUCCUCCUCGAACUCUUCCACCUCCUCCCUGAAUGUCGGGGCAAAGAUUGGAACUCUGCCUGACCUCCGGGAAUCCAGGAGAACUAAUCCCCGUCACUUUCCACCGGAGGACCCCUUAAAUUUACUUUAUGGACACAAUUUUGGAGGUUCACACAACUUUGGUCAAGGAGAGGCUGAGCACUGGGGGGAGCGUGGAGGGGGUCUCAAGAAGCUCCCAGCCAUCUCUAACUCCAUCGAGGAGAGGGAACCUCCAUCUUCCCUUCCUGGUCUUUGUGCCACAGACAGAUUUAUGAAUCAGGUCCCCUCACAACCUGCUUUCCACUGUAGGAAUAUGAAUGGAGACCAUGGAGGUUGUCCUCCCACGGGGGGGCCGACAGCUCAGCAGGGUCAGCUUGGCUGGGGCACAGGGCCCGAAGGAGAUGUUCCUCUGGAGAAUCACCAGCCAAACUUACCGUAUGAGCUAGAAAACGUUGACGGCAGUGAUGACCUCCCGCCCCCGGAGGCUUGUCCAUCACCUGUGCCCCUUCCCCCCUCUGAGGACUGCUCCUUCCAGGAUUCCUCCAGUGAAAACUCUUCCAUGUGCUUCAGCCUGAGUGAAUCCCGCUCUGAAUCCCCCCCACCAUCUUCACCCCUGGCCAACGGGGACAACAAUGGAGAAGGGCUGCAGACUAAGAAAGGGCAAAAGAUGGCAGACAGCGUAGCCUCUAUCUCUAAACACAAAUUGAGAGGCAGAAUGAGGCCUCGCACUGACAACAGGCCAGAAAACAGCCCCUCACGUAUCCCCACCCCGGUCAGCUACAGAGAUCUGCAGGCUCGCGAGACAUUUUCUCCAAGCCACACGCCACCGCUGUCCCCUCAGAGCUCGCGAUCUACCGGUCGUCCAGCCACAUGCAAGAGCCUCCACCAGGCCUUUGCAGAUAUGAUCCAUCCUCAACCGCGUUGCCCAGCCAUGGGAAACAAAGAUUGCUCCUACCCUGGACAGUCAGGGAGCCUGGACACUGAAGCUUGGAUGUAGCACAGAUGAAACAGGGACUUGUUGUCCUGAACUUUGACUACUGUGUAAAAAAAAAAAAAGACUUAAGAUUGGGGCUAUAGACUGUUUUCAUUGCAUGUCUAACACUUUCUUUUUCACUUCUCCCCUCAAAAACUGCAGGGGGUCACAUUGCUUUUAUGUUGCACUCAAGCCAAAUUAUUUAUUACCAAAGGAUGGUUUUUAAUAUUACUUUUACUGUAAUUUUAAU
Molecule: messenger RNA, 3469 nt
Organism: Anoplopoma fimbria (sablefish)
Lineage: Eukaryota; Metazoa; Chordata; Actinopteri; Perciformes; Anoplopomatidae
Gene: gas2l1
Product: growth arrest-specific 2 like 1
Exons: 5
Coding region: 1-3243 (1080 amino acids)
Biological process (GO): regulation of microtubule polymerization or depolymerization; protein localization to microtubule plus-end; microtubule bundle formation
Cellular component (GO): microtubule plus-end; cytoplasm; actin filament
Molecular function (GO): microtubule binding; cytoskeletal adaptor activity; actin filament binding
Source: RefSeq, a predicted model, not a curated record